AUGUCCGCCCCAAUUCGAUCUAGGAAGCGCACGAAAACGUUUACCGGGUGUUGGACUUGCCGGACCCGCAAGAUCAAAUGCGAUGAGCUCAAGCCAUGCUGUGGUCAAUGCUAUGAAAAAGGACUUAGCUGUGAGGGAUACUCUGCCCGCUUGCAGUGGCUCACACCAGCCACAGGCAAGCGAGGCCUUCGCUCGGUGGACCCACCGGGGGGUUCCAUAAGCCAAUCUCUCAGGCGUCUCAUGCCUCCAGAGCCUCUGGAAUAUGCCCUAGACUGGGACCAAGUGGAUGGCAUUCUCCAUUAUCUUGAUUCUCUCGAAUCUGUUCUCAAUCCUCGCAGUGAGGAUGUGAGUGCCAACAUCCAGAAUUUCGGCGUUUUCCGGGUUCAACCAAAUACCUCGUCUGGUGUUGAUCAACUUAAUACUACAACUCCUUGUGCAACUGAAGUUUGCCAGCCCGGGAAUGGGUACGAUCUAAUCUUUGAGCCGGAGUCAGUGUCUAUACAGUCAGAGUCAUGGAGUGAUAAUUCUGAAGCAGGGGCAGCAUGGAGUCUUUGUACUCUUCAUGGGCAACCGUUGAAUUUGGAUUUCACUCAACAAGAUUUGGCCCCGGCUGUUGUCCAAAGGCCGCCAGGCGAUGUUUCAAACUCUCCAGCUCGUACAUACCAUAUUGCGCAAGCACAACCCCUCGAGUCAGACGGGUUGAUCCUCUCUCAGGGGGUCCAGAGCAAUCGCUCGAACGAGACGCAGAGUGUCUCUCCCCGUCUGACAAACACACUCGAGAGCCUGGUCGUUCCAUCCCAGGAGCGACUCCUCAUGAGACACUACAGCCACCGAGUAGUCAAUCUAUUCUGUGUAAUUGACAAUUCUAAAAGUCCCUGGAAAACAAUCCACUUACCCCGUGUCCUACAAUCUGCCGGUGAACUGAGCUUUGGUUGUACCACCACGCGAAUCCGUGACGCAUUAAAAUAUUCAUUGCUUUCUAUAAGCGCAUUUUGUUUAUCAAACGAUCAUAAAUCUCAUCGCCGAGAAGAAGAAGCUAAGAAUUGGUGCACGAUCGCUUCGCGGUAUCGUUGUGAUGCUAUUGGACUUCUCAAAUAUGCGGUUGAAACCGAUCUUUAUGCCGACAAGAGACCAAAGUACAAGGAGUUUCUUGCCACUAUGCUCUCUAUGAUCACAAUUAAUGUCAUGUCUGGAGAUACAAGUACUUGCAGUGUUCAUUUGGAUGGGGCCGAGAAGCUUAUAAGUCAUAUGAAUACUCGGAAGGCCACUUUCUCUCGCAAGGCUCAAUCGCUCCAUCGGAUCUAUCUUUACCUACGCGUGAUUUAUGAAAGUACCGCCGCGAGAAGGUCAAAAGGCGGAAUUUCCAGAUUUUCGCCAUCACUGGGUUCACAAAGAACGUUCGGUCCGCAGCCCGUAUUUCCUACGCAACACCUCUUUAUUGAGGACGAUGAAACACCUUCGUCUAUGCUUCCCAUGGGAGCAGAUACGAUGAUAGGUGAGAGUACCUUGCCAGAGAUGUCGGCAUAUGAAUGCAUAUACGGUAUACCGCAGAGCCUUCUGAUUCUCUUGAAGGAAUCGAUCGAGGUCAUCGACGAGGUGAACCACCAUCGCAUGAGUACGGAAGAGGCAUCCAUUCCGGAAUGUUUGAACCAGAUCUGUGAUGAUCUUGAACAGAAGAUCAUGGAUUGGCCACUCGAUGAGCGUCUUCAUCGUUAUGAAGAGUCCACCAAUGGCAUCAGUGCUACCAUCAUCUACCAUCAGACUCGGGCAUUUCUCAAUGCCCUCAUCAUCUAUUUCUCGCAGAGUGUGAGACUGAUGAGUCACCGGUAUCUCCGCCAAUAUGUCCAGGCGAUUCUGGAUAGCAUUGAAGCCAUUGAACAGCUCAAAGAGGAGACUAAAAUACUUGCUGCUCCGCUUUUUUGGCCAGCGUUCAUGGGUGCCACUGAGGCCUUUGAGCCUAAGCACCAAGAACGCUUUCGAUUGUGGUACGAGCGAGUAGAAGUAUAUGGAAUUGAAGCUGUGAGGACAGGUAUACAAGUUGUGCACGAAGUUUGGAGGCGGGGGCCAACAACAAACCGGCAUAUGCGUUCUGGCUGGCGCAGCGUUGUGGAACAGACGGGGGAUCAUCUCAUGUUAACUUAG
Penicillium coprophilum is the source of this 2142-nucleotide messenger RNA. RefSeq names its product Zn(II)2Cys6 transcription factor. Gene Ontology annotation, cellular component: nucleus. The record is from RefSeq and is a predicted model, not a curated record. The coding region runs from base 1 to 2142 and encodes 713 amino acids. Gene Ontology annotation, biological process: positive regulation of transcription by RNA polymerase II. The transcript has 3 exons. Gene Ontology annotation, molecular function: transcription cis-regulatory region binding; DNA-binding transcription factor activity, RNA polymerase II-specific; zinc ion binding. NCBI's taxonomy places the organism in Eukaryota, Fungi, Ascomycota, Eurotiomycetes, Eurotiales, Aspergillaceae.